UUGCAGAUGAGGCUUUGACAUUUUGUUCAAUGUAUUUCAAAGGUGUGGAAACAAAAUUUAAUCAGCCUGAUCGUAACGAAGAUGCACCGUAUGUGAAUCGACACCUCACAGUGUUUGAAUCUCAAUUUCGUCCUCUUAGUAAGGGAAUUCCCGUGCCCCUCGAUGAAAAUACUCGGAAUAAAGCUGAGUGGUUCAUAUUGGAUAAUUCUCCAGAAACUGAAGUGUAUUUAGAGUAAGUACAUAAUUAAUAUUCAUUUUAUUCUUUGUUCAAUCUACUCUUUAAUUAACAAUAUUGACAUUGUUAAUUAAUUAACAAGGAACACCUAACUGAGGUGCAACAAAGAGAUAUGGCUGCCAAUCAUAAAUUGAUACAUAAGAAAGAGUUUCGUUCAUGGUUUCAUAAGAAGAUAUAUGACUUGCACCAGCUUGGGUCAUUAGAGCAUGCUGAUGAAUUACUAGCUUUAGCAUCUGGGUCAGAUCUAUUGGCUUACUCCUACCAAGCAUGUAUAGUGAACGGAGUUCGAUUUGUUUCAUACAAUCGAGAUCAGAAUCGAAUUACACAAAAUAGUGGAGUGUGUGUUGCUGGAACAGAAGGUUUUAACUAUUACGGGCAACUUGAAGAAAUACUCCAGCUGUCUUUUACUGGUUCUUAUUCGGUGGUAUUAUUUCGAUGUAAAUGGUUCAAUACAGAUCCGAAAAAAAAAGAAAACCAUCACUGUAAAUAAUAUUACUAGUAUCAAUGUUAGCGGUGAAUGGUAUAAAGAUGAACCGUUCAUACUAGCUAGUCAAGCAAAACAAGUAUUCUACAUCGAUGAUCUCGUUAGAGGACGAGAUUGGAAAGUUGUCCAAGAAGUGAAUCAUCGGCAAGUUUAGGACUUUCCAGAUGCUUCAGAUAUGAUUGCUGAUGUUGAUGUUGUACAUGACACCAACUCAUCGAAUUUUGUUUUGACUAUGGAUCUCAGAGAGUUGGUUGUUCAGCAAUCUGAUGUACCAGCGACUCAAGUCAACACGGCCCAU
This is a messenger RNA of Humulus lupulus (European hop), 1017 nucleotides long. RefSeq lists its product as uncharacterized. Bases 348 to 725 code for a protein of 125 amino acids. Lineage: Eukaryota; Viridiplantae; Streptophyta; Magnoliopsida; Rosales; Cannabaceae. The record is from RefSeq and is a predicted model, not a curated record. The transcript has 2 exons.